Linnemannia hyalina is the source of this 1053-nucleotide messenger RNA. The record is from the annotation of a GenBank genome assembly. Lineage: Eukaryota; Fungi; Mortierellomycota; Mortierellomycetes; Mortierellales; Mortierellaceae.
AUGAUCAGGACUGGAAUCUCGACCUUUGCAAGGAGGUCAUACUCCACCGUCAAGCCCGUAAUCUCCGCCGCCAAGAUCCGUUUGAACAGACUGAGCGAGGAGACCGGAAGCAACAUCUAUGCCAAGGCCGAGUUCAUGAACCCCGGUGGAUCUGUCAAGGAUCGUGCCGCCCUCUUUGUUGUCCAGGAUGCCGAGAGCAAGGGACUGAUCAAGGCUGGCGGAACGGUUGUUGAGGGAACUGCCGGAAACACCGGUAUCGGUCUUGCCCACGUCUGCCGAGCCAAGGGUUACAAGUGCGUCAUCUACAUGCCCAACACCCAGAGUCAGGAAAAGAUCGACCUGCUGCGCAUGCUCGGCGCCGAGGUCUACCCAGUCCCCGCAGUGGCAUUCGACAACCCCCAGAACUACAAUCACCAAGCCGCUCGCCACGCUGAGGCCCUCGACAACGCCGUCUGGACCAACCAGUUCGACAACACUGCCAACCGUCAAGCCCAUAUCGAGACCACUGGACCCGAGAUCUGGCAGCAGUUGGAGGGUCAAGUCGAUGGUUUCACUUGCUCCACCGGUACUGGUGGUACCCUUGCUGGAAUUGCUCGGUUCUUGAAGGAGAAGUCGAACGGAAAGACAAAGAUCUUUUUGGCCGAUCCUCCCGGCAGUGUUUUGUACAGCUAUAUCAAGUCUGGCGGCACCCUUAUUGAGCGCGGCGGUUCUUCUAUCACCGAAGGUAUUGGUCAGGGACGUGUGACAGAGAACUUGAAGCCCGACAUCGAGUUGAUCGACGACGCCCUCCAGAUCCCCGAUGCAGACUCGCUCCACAUGAUCUACCGUCUCCUCGAUGAAGAAGGUAUCUAUGUCGGCGCCUCAUCCGCACUCAACGUUGUUGCCGCUGUAGAGAUGGCCAAGAAAUUGGGACCUGGAAAGAACAUUGUCACCAUCUUGUGCGAUGGCGCAUACCGUUACCAGUCUCGGCUUUUUAGUAAGAAGUGGAUCGAGUCCAAGGGACUCACAGAUGCUAUCCCUGAGCACUUGAAGAAGUAUACUACCUUGGAGUAA